Messenger RNA from Pleurotus ostreatus (oyster mushroom), 501 nucleotides. RefSeq lists its product as uncharacterized. Gene Ontology annotation, cellular component: cytosol; nucleus. The record is from RefSeq and is a predicted model, not a curated record. Bases 1 to 501 code for a protein of 166 amino acids. The transcript has 2 exons. NCBI's taxonomy places the organism in Eukaryota, Fungi, Basidiomycota, Agaricomycetes, Agaricales, Pleurotaceae. Gene Ontology annotation, molecular function: protein binding; peptidyl-prolyl cis-trans isomerase activity.
AUGUCCAACUCGAGGGGUGUCCCUUAUUUCUUCAACGUCGAAACUAAGGCGUCAAGUUGGGACGCCCCGUCUGAGUUGACCCCAGACGAGAUCAAGAAUCUACCAGGCGUAGAAUACUUGUCUCAAGCCAAAAGCCAGACGUCUGGCAGCGGAGGAGGAAAGCCUGGCCAGGUGCGAGCCAGUCACCUGCUGGUGAAGCAUAGCGGUAGCCGACGCCCGUCAAGUUGGAAGGAGACGACUAUUACGCGCUCGAAAGACGAGGCGAUCGACAUUCUCAAAGGCUACCAGUCCCAAAUCAACGGUUCUGCUGAUGUUUUCGCGAAAUUGGCUGCAGAGCACUCCGACUGUUCAUCGCACUCCGCCGGCGGGGAUCUGGGGUGGUUUGGAAGGGGACAGAUGCAAAAGCCUUUCGAAGAUGCAGCGUAUGGCCUUGAGGUUGGUCAAAUCAGUGAUAUCAUUAGCACUGAUAGUGGCGUCCACCUCGUGAUGAGAACCGGGUGA